AUGCCCCCGUCGGAAAAAAGGCACACGCGAGCAGCUCAGAAGCAGUAUGUAGGGGGAAAGCCGGUAGUGUCCUCCCCGCUGGCGAUAUCUCCGUCGCGUGGCGAGACGAAUGGGAAGAUUGCUGGUGGCAACGCGACGACGAACGGAUCACCGCGCAACGUGUCUACCAGGGGGGCGUCUACUCGGCGGAGACAGGUCUCGAAGUCUCCCGCACCCAAACAAUAUUCCCGGACGACAUCUCAGAGCUCUGGAACCCCGAGUGCUCAUCGUCGAACUUCCCACACGGGCGUCAAUGGAUCAAGCGCUGAGCUGGGCGAAGGGGACGAUGGGUGGAGAGACGCCGGAGCGACGGAGACACAUGAAGGCGAACAACAAAGUCAGAGGUUUCCCAGACUGCGGAUCAAGGUGAAGAAGCCAUCAAUUGGAGUCCAGCAUCCUUCCCACGUUUUAGCACCUCGGAAGUAUGGCUCGUUCCGGGAAUGGCUGGAGAGUCCGGAUGGGGGAAUGCGCGAUGAACACGUUCUCACGCCAGCCGAGGCUCUUGAAGAAGCACAGAAACGAUGCAGAAUAGCUGCUGCCGCGGAGCCUGGCGGUCUACUGGGUCCCGACGUGUGCUCCGCAUAUCUACCGGAACAGCAAGAAGAGCCGCCCCAGCAGUAUUCGCACCAAGAUCACCUUGUGGCACAUGCACUGUACUUCAAGAAGCUCCUUGACCAGGAACACCGACGACACCGGCAGACGGCAAAACUUUUCGCCCAGUGGUGUGCCGACGCUUGGAAGAAACGGCACAAGGAUCCGGAAGAUAUACUUAGGGAGCAGGAGGAGGAGAUGCGCGUGAGGCGGAAACAACUCGCCAAGGACCUCCAGAAGAUGUUCGACUUGGCCCGCGCAGAGAUAGACCGCGUACGCUUGGCGCGUUGGGAGGAAGAGCGGAAAGCCGAGAACCAACAAGCCUUGGAUCACGCCAUAAAACAGUCCACCAUGCUUUUCGAGAAGAGGCGAAUGGAGAUUUUGGGUGAAACUGGUAGCGACGCGCCUGAAACUACCGAUAGCGAGGAAGAGGAGACCGACGAGUCCGACGAGGGAUCUGAGGAGAGUGAUAUGCUGUCUUCUGAUUCUGAAAGCGAAGAAGAAAACGAAGUCGAUGACGAUGAAGGCCUUACCGCAGAGGAGCUUAGACUCAAGUACGCUAAUCUUCCUGCUACUCCCCGUGAGGCGGAUCGGGAUUCCCUGGCAUCGGAUGAGACUGCGUUGUCAGAGAGCGAGGACUUCCAGAGCGGGCAUGUUUCCGAUGCAGCUGCUCCAAAGUCUCUAGCCGAAGAAGACUCACCGGAACGAGUAGAACUUGAGGAGGUUGACCCGAUGCUCAUGGACGACAGCGACGAAGAGUCUACUGAUAUGGAUGAUGACAUGGGCGACAGUGACGAAGAGAGGGACUCGGAUGAAGAAAGUGAUGACGGGCCUGGGCUGCUAGGAUUUUUCUCCGCGAACGAUGUACCGCUGACUGGUGGUCAGACCCCUGGCGACGACGGUGACGAUAAUGUGAAACAAGCUUCAGGCGACGAGAAUGAGGGCGACGGAAUAGAAGACCCCGACGAAGUCUCACUCAUCCCAACUGGACCAGCUUCUGAAUCAGCACCUCCCGAUCUGAUGGAGACGGCUGAUGACUCUACCUCUGUCGCUGCUGCUCCAAUGGAGGAGACAGCGGACACUGGAAGCGCAGAUACGCCUCGACCUGAAAACCUCAUGGCACAUGAUUCUUCCGACGUUUCCACUCCUAAGGUCCCCGAGGGGACUUCCGACAUGCCUCAAGGACCUGAACCUGAUCAGAGUGGCGAGCGUUCUAGCGAAGCAUCGCCGGGCACACUUGCUACAAAGCCUUCUGAACCAGAGUCCGUGUCAUCGUAUGAGCCUUCAACAGAAAAGCCUGCAGAGCAGCAGAACGAGUCUCCCGCUCCUGGACUGAAGACACCCAUACCGCAUCUUCUUCGAGGAACUCUGCGUGAGUACCAACAUUUUGGACUUGAUUGGCUUGCCGGACUUUAUACCAAUCAUAUUAAUGGUAUCCUUGCCGACGAAAUGGGUCUCGGAAAGACUAUACAGACGAUCGCUUUGCUUGCACAUCUCGCCGUGGAACAUGAGGUAUGGGGCCCGCAUCUGGUUGUUGUCCCCACGAGUGUGAUCCUCAAUUGGGAGAUGGAGUUCAAAAAGUGGUGCCCCGGGUUCAAGAUCAUGACGUACUAUGGCAACCAGGAGGAGCGACGACAGAAGCGCAAGGGUUGGAUGGACGAUACGAGUUGGAAUGUUCUAAUCACAUCAUAUCAACUCGUUCUGCAGGAUCAACAAGUCCUCAAGCGGAGGGCCUGGCAUUAUAUGAUUCUGGAUGAAGCGCACAAUAUCAAGAACUUUCGCUCGCAGAGGUGGCAAGCGCUGUUAACAUUCCGGACCCGAGCACGACUUCUACUGACUGGAACUCCGCUUCAAAAUAACCUGACGGAGCUGUGGUCUCUGUUGUUCUUCUUGAUGCCGUCUGAUGGUGACGAUGAGGGCAUCGAAGGGUUUGCUGACUUGAGGAACUUCUCUGAGUGGUUCAGGCGUCCAGUGGAGCAGAUCCUGGAACAUGGCCGAGAGACCAUGGACGACGAGGCUAAACGAGUGGUUACAAAACUUCAUACCGUUUUGAGACCGUAUAUCCUACGUCGUCUGAAAGCCGACGUCGAGAAGCAGAUGCCUGCAAAAUACGAGCAUGUCAUCUAUUGUCGACUUUCCAAGCGUCAACGAUACCUCUAUGAUGGUUUCAUGUCUAGAGCGCAGACCAAGGAGACUCUUGCUUCAGGAAAUUAUCUGUCUAUCAUUAACUGUCUGAUGCAGCUUCGGAAGGUGUGCAACCACCCCGACCUUUUUGAGACCCGACCGAUAUCGACAUCCUUUGCCAUGCCGCGUUCUGUGGCGACGGAGUUUGAGGUCAAAGAACUCCUCGUCCGCCGACGCCUGCUGUUUGAACAUCCCCUGGAACGACUCGACCUGGACUUCUUAAACCUGGUUCCUAUCUCUCGGGAGAACAUUUCCCGGCGACUAGCAGACGAUAGCACGAGGCUGAUGGCUUACGGCCCUUUCAAUAAACUUCGGGAGCUUCAGUACCACCGGACCAACUGGGCGAUGAGGUUCGAUGGUUCCACUGUACAGUCCACCCUGGAGGCCUUGGAGAAUGAUUGCCGUAAGAGGAGGAUGGCAGAACUGGAGAGAUGUCUAUAUUUCGAGUCGAAGCGGCACGGCCGUCGGCCUGUGUACGGAACAAGCUUGAUCGAAUUCCUGACCGCAGACAGCAAGCAGCGGCCGACCUCUCACGGCCCCUUACGGAAGCGUUCGCUGGCGGACUGGCUGUCAAGCCGGUCAUCCGUUCUCGCUUCGAUGAUCCUGUCCAUCGAAGAACGGUCUCAUGCCAUGGAAGGCUAUGUUCAGAGAUUUGCUUGUGUCACACCUGCUGCCGUUGCGGCUGGCAUCACCGAAGCUGCCUUAACCCCGAUCGAAACCCGGUAUCUCACCAAGAAGGAGAGAUUCCCGCCGUAUGAUCCGUUCCACGAAGCUCAGAUGCGCUUGUCAAUUGCGUUUCCGGACAAGCGACUGUUGCAGUAUGAUUGCGGCAAGUUGCAAAGGCUGGACAAGCUUCUCAGAGAUCUCAAAGCUGGUGGCCACCGAGCUUUGAUCUUUACGCAGAUGACGAAGAUGCUUGACAUCCUGGAACAGUUCCUCAACAUUCAUGGACAUCGUUAUCUACGGUUGGAUGGUACGACCAAGGUUGAGCAGCGCCAGAUCCUUACGGAUCGGUUCAAUAAUGACGACCGCAUCCUGGCGUUUAUUCUCUCUAGUCGAUCUGGUGGUCUUGGUAUCAACUUGACGGGUGCUGAUACGGUCAUCUUCUACGAUCUCGACUGGAAUCCAGCCAUGGACAAACAGUGUCAAGACCGUUGCCACCGUAUUGGCCAGACGCGCGAUGUUCACAUCUACCGGUUUGUUUCGGAAUAUACGAUCGAGUCGAACAUUCUCCGCAAAGCCAACCAAAAGCGGAUGCUGGACGAUGUCGUGAUCCAGGAAGGAGAGUUCACGACCGAUUACUUUAGGAAGCUAGAUGUGCGCGAUAUGAUCGGCAACGAAGAGGUCCCGGAGAGCCAGGAUGAGGCGAGUGCUGCCAUGGACCGGGUGCUGGAGAACCGGGUCUCUGGCGCGUCCCGCGUCUUCGAACAGGCGGAAGACAAAGAAGAUAUCGAUGCGGCCAAGAAUGCGCAGAAGGAACUCGAACACGCGGAUGACGGUGACUUUGAAGACCGGAGCGUGUCGCAGAGCACGCCUGCGCAGACCCAGGCCGGAACACCGAUGGCCUCUGGCCUGGACGAGGGAGCCACUCCUGGAUCGACCGCAGUGCACAUGCAAGGAGACGAGCUCGUCGAAGGUGAAGCUCAACCGGGACAUAUCGAUGACUACCUCCUGCGGUUCAUGGAGUGGAAUAUGAAAGACGAGCCGCUCGUACUGCCAGCGGACAAGAGCAAGAAGAAGUCCAAGAAGGGCAAAGAGCACCGCCUCCGCAAGAGACGUCGUUGA
This is a messenger RNA of Aspergillus terreus NIH2624, 4599 nucleotides long. It is a transcript of the gene swr1, whose product is annotated as putative SNF2 family helicase/ATPase (Swr1). Gene Ontology annotation, molecular function: histone binding; ATP-dependent chromatin remodeler activity; ATP hydrolysis activity. The transcript has 2 exons. NCBI's taxonomy places the organism in Eukaryota, Fungi, Ascomycota, Eurotiomycetes, Eurotiales, Aspergillaceae. The coding region runs from base 1 to 4599 and encodes 1532 amino acids. The record is from RefSeq and is a predicted model, not a curated record. Gene Ontology annotation, cellular component: Swr1 complex.